AUGUGUGUGCUGCCUUCUGCCUCCGACUCAGAGGCACCUUGCACAAGCCCCUUUCAUGCGACCAGAAGCCGAGAUCUGAUCGGCUUCUGGCCGGUUGCCAACCUCGGUGAUAUCGCCGCCUCCAUCUGUGAGAGCAAUCCCGGCCCCUUACCUGUCACCAUAGCGACGACUCCUUCCUCCCACGGCCAUUUCUCUGCGGGCUUUUUUCGCGCUCUUUUCCUCCUACAUUAGACCGGAAUGUCUGGACGGCUAGUGAUCACAACGGCUCUCCAGCGCCUCUAUUGGUAGUUUCAGGUAAGUGCAUUCAACAUUUUUUUUCUGACAGCAAUUUAACACUGAACUUUUAAUCAGUAUUAUUAAAGUGUAUCUACUCUGUUUUAUUACAGAUUACACUAAACCCUUGCAUAAGAGGGUGACCCCCUCUAUACCUCAAGAAAGCUGUUUGCCUCAUUACUGAGGGUGACCUCCUCUAUAUUAAUUUAAUAGUUGCCUCACUGAAGAGGGUGACCCCCUCUAUAUUAUACAGUUCUGCCUCAUAUAAAGGGUGACCCCUUUUUACUGUCUCUUGAGGGUGACCCCCUCAUUACAUAGUAUUAAUUCGGUUAUACCGUUUCUGCUGCGAUAACUAUGGGUGACCCCCACGCUUAAUUAGCAAUUCAAAGAUUUUAUAUACACGCUUUGCGUUUUGAUCAAGUCCACUGCCUUUUGAGUUUUAUAUUAUAAAAAAAAAAAAAAAACAAUUAUACAUAUAUAUUUAUACUUGUGGUGACUCCACUUCUCUCAAUAUUUCUGAUUUGCCUGAACCACCAGUCUCUGCGGAGCCCAAAGCUUGGCUGUAUAACGCCAUUGCAGACUCCAUUCCAAAAGCUUUGGCAACUUUUAAUGAACACUCAAAGUCUGCCCCUAGGGCUCCUGUUGUUCACCUCUCAGACUCUGAAGAGUCAAAAGGCUCAUACCAUGACGAAUGCCCCCGCAAACGCCCUUGGAAGGCAAUAGUGCUAGGCACCAGCAAAAGCACCUAGAUUAUCCCUUUCAGGUACUCGGGAUGAUACCCCCAAUUAUAACUUUGACCCAUUAGAGGGUUCAACUUCCAACCUGCAACGUCAGGUACUAGAUGAAUACUCUGCAGGGUAUUCGGACAAGGACCUUCCCUCCCAUGAACCCCACCAAAAUGAGCUCCAAACCUCUGAUCCUAACCAAAACAUAUCUGAGGAUAUUUUACUAGAUAACUCUGGCCACCCCCUGUUCAACCCUAGGUAUAUCAAACACCCACGCUCUGCCGAGGGGAGCCCCCUAGACCACAUAGCUAAGUUCUGCAGGAUGUGGCUCCGUAAACCAUUGGAAAAAGAGGUGAGAGUUAAAUUAAGGGCAGAAUGCCCACCACCUGUUAUCCCAGACAAGGUGGCGGUUACCCCAGAAUUCGAUCCCUUACUCGUCACCUUCCUGUACAAGACAGGAAAAGACCCCCGUAAGGGUUUGGAACAAGGCCUGAAGGCCGCACAAGAUAAAAUGAUGGAUAUGGUGGGACUGCUUAUCCAGAUUUUCACUAUCGCAGAUGAGGCUUUGGCAAGUGGCACUUUGGACGCACAUAUGGGGCGAGAAUGGGCACAGAGGGCAUUAUGCCUACUAGGCAACGCAAAUGUUGCCAUGUCAACUGAAAGACGGAAAGCCGCCUUAUAUAAGAUCAAUUCAAAGCUUGCCGAAUUAGGCACUAAAGAGCUUGGCCCUGAGGCACAAGGUAUGCUUUUUGGAGACAAAUUUAUUAAAGAAUUAAGUAAACACGUGGCUGUGUUUACUACACUUACAAAAGCGCAAUCUUCCUUACGCAAGGUAUUUAGGUCCCAACGUUUUUCUGGGAGAGCCAGCCAUUACAGAGGCCAGACGGCUGGCAGAGCUGCCUCUACAGGCUAUAGGCCUCGACCUUCCGAACAUUGGAACUUGGGCAAUACCCGUUUCCACCACAAGCACUUCUUCCCUCCGCAGUGGCACUCCUACAGGUAAGGGACUCUCAUUUUUCUCAUGUACCUAUAGCAGGCCGAUUAAUAAAUUUUUCCCAACAGUGGUACCAACUCACGCAGGAUUCGUGGAUCCUUCAGACCGCAUCCGGCUUCCACCUAGACUUUACAGAGGAUCCAAUUCAGGUGUCCUUGCCUACCCUUCUCAAGAUGUCUCAAAUAGACGACAUGGCCCUUCAAGCCGAACUCGACGACCUAGUCAACAAGGGUGCCAUCGAACGGGCCCUCACCCAACGAGGUUUCGUGAGCAAUAUGUUUUUAGUCAAGAAAAAUUCCGACCAGUCAUCAAUCUGAGAGAACUGAACAAAUUCAUCAGAUACAGACACUUCAAGAUGGAAGGCAUCCACCUAUUACGAGACCUCCUGCGAGGGAGAUUGGUUUUCCCGCUUCGACCUCAAAGAUGCAUACCUCACGAUACCAAUCACGCCAGAACAUCGCACUUUCCUCCAAUUCAAUUGGGGCAAGACACUAUGGCAGUUCACCUGUCUCCCCUUCGGACUGUGCUCCGCACCUUGGUGUUUCACCAAACGAAUGAAACCGGUGAUGACGCUCCUCCGUUCACAAGGAAUUCGGUCCAUCAUAUACUUGGACGAUAUCCUCCUUAUGGCGCAAGACAAAGAGACUCUACGUCUCCAUAUGGAUAUGACUUCUGCCCUCCUCCAGAAUUUGGGUUUCAUCAUCAACCUCCAAAAAUCAUCUCUAACUCCAUCUCAUACAGUUUCUGAUAUUUCAGAUAGAUUCGAUUCAGGCAGUCCUGCAACGUCCUGCUACGAAAAUCAAAACCAUAAAAAAGGACAUCCGGAGAUUGCUGACCUCGCCAUACCUCCGACUCAGGAAUUUAGCCCGCACAAUCAGAUUACUCUCCGCCUUAAUCCAGGCAAUAUUCCCAGCCCCGCUACACUAUCGGGCGAUGCAACAUUUGAAAACACACUACACACUACAUCACUCACCAUCUUAUGACCAACAGAUCUUUCUCACAGACGAAGUCCAAUUAGAACCCCACUGGUGGCUUCAACAUAUGGAAGCCUGGAACUGAAGGGCUAUCUUCGGCCGGCAACCCGACUUCAUUCUGGAAUCGAAUGCCAGUCUCCUCGGAUGGGGUGCCACCUGCUCGUAACGUUCUACUGGAGGCCUCUGGUCCCCAUCAGAACAGGCACUGCAUAUCAAUUGCCUCGAACUGAUUGCUGGUUAUUUCACGAUCUGCAGUUUUGCCAAAAAAGCCUACAACUGUAGCCUCAUCCUGAGGAUGGACAAUGUCUCAGCAGUACAAUAUGUGAACCGCCUAGGUGGUUCACGAUCAAAGAUGCUAUUAGAUCUGACGAAGGAAUUGUACCAAUUCUGCCUGUACAGGAAUAUCUCCCUUCAUGCGGAAUAUCUCCCGGGCUCCGAUAAUCUCAUUAAAGAUUGGUUCUCACGCCACGGGAGGGAUUCCAGUGACUGGCAACUGGACCCACAAAUUUUUCACCAUAUACAGGCCCUGAGAGAGCCAUUCAACCUGGACCUGUUUGCAUCUCGCCUGAACCAUCAGACGGACACAUUCUUCAGCUGGCUCCCAGACCCAGCGUGCCUGGCAGUGGAUGCCUUUCUUCAACCGUGGCCAACAUCCGGAGCGUAUGCCUUUCCCCCAUUCUCCAUGAUUCCACGUACGAUACAAUACCUCAGAACACAGGGCGUCACCAUAACUCUGGUAACCCCACUGUGGCGAACCCAACCAUGGUUCCCUUAUCUCCUGGAGAUGUCAGUGGACUACCCCCUACUCCUACCCACCUCAUACAACCUCCUCAGGGACCCUUCAGGCAACUUUCUCUGCAGGGUAUUCGGACAAGGACCUUCCCUCCCAUGAACCCCACCAAAAUGAGCUCCAAACCUCUGAUCCUAACCAAAACAUAUCUGAGGAUAUUUUACUAGAUACCUCUGGCCACCCCCCUGUUCAACCCUAGGUAUAUCAAACACCCCUUCAGUUAGUGGCUUGGACCAUUUCAGGGGAUCCUGGAACGUCUCAGGCCUUUCGACUGCUGCUCGAGGACAACUAUGGGACUCUUGGGCCCCAGGAACAAGACGUUCUUAUCUCUCAGCAUGGCAACGUUGGAAUAGCUGGUGCUUGGAGAGGGACGUUGAUCCAUUUUCAACCUCUCUGAUUAACAUUAUGAACUUCCUGGCAUCACUCUUUGAACAGGGUAAGUCCUAUCGGUUAAUUAACGUUUUCUGUUCAGCCAUUUCGGCAGCCCAUAGCCUCGUUGACAACUCUGCAGGUGGUAAGCACCCCUCCAUAUGUAGACUUCUGCGAGGCAUGCGCCUCGCAAGACCCCCGGCUCCCAAAUAUAAUCUAUUUUGGGAUGUUACUAUGGUAUUAUCCUUUUUGGAGACGUGGCCCCCUAAUGGAGAACUUUCUCUUCGACAACUGUCGGCGAAACUGGCACUACUGCUCUGUUUUCUUAUCAUUUAGAAGAGUCUCGGACAUCAGAGCAUUUGACGUCCAUGCGGUGGACUUUACCCCUGAGGGAGUACACUUCUCCAUUACCCGACGCAUCAAAACCAAUUCAUCUACAGUAAGCUACCCUUACUUUCACGACAAACCCAUGCUCUGCGUAGCUAAUUGCGUCAGAAACUACAUCCUCCGCACCAAGGAUCUUAGACCACAAAUGGGCCCCCUACUGUUGUCCUACGUUCGACCUCACAAGCCAGUGUCAUGUCCCACAAUUGCUCGUUGGAUCAAAUGGCCUCUAGCCAUAGCUGGCAUCAACCCAUGUUUUGGUGCUCACUCAGUAAGAGGCGUGGCCGCCUCGUCUGCAUUUACAUCUGGGGGCUCCCUAAUGGAGAUCCUCACCUCCACAGAUUGGUCCAGAGAAUCCACCUUCAGAACCUUCUAUUUUAGACAAUCCCCUCAUGUAUUUAAUUCCAUCAUAUCAUCGCUUUAAAACAGCAAAUAUGAAGCUUCCUGUCUUGCCAUAAAAUUCGGGAUUAUUCUAACCUUAGUGACCGAAUAAUCUAAAUUUUAUUAAAGACAGGAGGCGAAUAUUUUCCCGCCCGCUAAUACACGCACCCAACCCAACUAGGUAGGUAUUCCACAACACCUCUAUUGACUAAACCAAUGUUUUAUAAUCUACGUUUCAGGCCUCUCCUUGCAACUACCUUUACGGAUACUACACUCAUUAACUCAUAACUUAAGAUUUGUCAGAAUAGGGCUGUACACCUUGGUUGGAAGCAUAUCAGAUAAAGUAAUUAAGUAUUGUUUUUCUCUUACCCAAGAAACCAUAUUUUCACGACCUCUCUCUCUCUCCUUUUUUCCUAGUGUGAAAACCCUUCACUACAUCUCGAGGAAUUACCUACGUUCCUACAUCGUUUACAUGGUUGA
Pelobates cultripes (western spadefoot toad) is the source of this 5370-nucleotide messenger RNA. Lineage: Eukaryota; Metazoa; Chordata; Amphibia; Anura; Pelobatidae. The record is from the annotation of a GenBank genome assembly.